Messenger RNA from Dreissena polymorpha, 3701 nucleotides. Its product is annotated as runt-related transcription factor 1-like. The transcript has 6 exons. Gene Ontology annotation, cellular component: nucleus. Gene Ontology annotation, biological process: regulation of DNA-templated transcription. The record is from RefSeq and is a predicted model, not a curated record. Bases 34 to 1707 code for a protein of 557 amino acids. Lineage: Eukaryota; Metazoa; Mollusca; Bivalvia; Myida; Dreissenidae. Gene Ontology annotation, molecular function: DNA-binding transcription factor activity, RNA polymerase II-specific; RNA polymerase II cis-regulatory region sequence-specific DNA binding; ATP binding.
UGUAAAAAUCCGAAGGAUGUGUCGGUCGAAAACAUGGUGGUUAUGAUGGAUAUUUCGCUCAUGGAUAAUCAAGAUAAUAACGAGGAUUUACCAAAAUAUGAUACGCUGGAACAAUUCGUAGAAAAUGAUUUGAACGGUUUAACGCCGUUCCCAGACAAUCAAACGGGGACCAUGAGUCAACUGGACGCCUACCCCGGGGACAGGGGCAUGAAUGCUGUACUCUCAGAACACCAGGGGGACCUCAUUCGGACCGGAAGUCCAAACUUCCUGUGCACCAAGCUGCCGUCACACUGGCGAUCGAACAAAACGCUCCCUGCGCCCUUCAAAUUAAUCGCCACCGGUGAAAUUAAAGACGGGACAAAAGUGACAAUUGCUUGUGGAAAUGACGAGAACUAUUUCGGAGAAAUUCGCAACAAUACGGCUUAUAUGAAAAAUCGAGUGGCGAAAUUCAACGAUCUGCGAUUUGUUGGAAGAAGUGGCAGAGGAAAGAGCUUCACACUGUCGAUCAUCGUGGCGACCCACCCGCCUCAGAUCGCCACCUACAACAAGGCCAUUAAGGUCACCGUAGACGGACCCAGAGAAGCCCGCAGCAAGACUAAACUGCGAACAGAUGACCGCCGGAUACUCCGUGGUCCAAUCGACAUUCCGAUGGAGCGGCCCAUGUCGGACCCUUCCUGUCCCAACCGCCGCCUGCCUGCCCACCUGGCAGAACUGGAGACGCUCCGACAGAACACACAGGGGGUCGACGGUUCCCGCCGAAUUCUCCAUCCGUCGUCUGACACUAACGGAUACCAUAAUUCCGCAGACCGCCGUAGUCCUUGGGAAAGCUUCGACUCUCUGCCUCCAUACACAAAAGAGAGCAUCUUCCAGGCCAACACCGGAAGUCCUGGGGCGUACUCGCAGUCGCAAAGCAUUUCAAAUUUAGGUCAUCGUUUGUCGCCGCCAGAUAUGGACAUCUCCCUGUCCGACCCCCGUUUCACCAGCCUUGCCAGCAUUACAGACCUGCAAGUGCCCGUGACGUCACAGGAAGCAGCGCACAUUGACCGCUCUUACCCACUGUUGUCCGAUCCACAUCGCAUGGAAAUCAGAUUGCCGGCGCGUCUUCAGUUUUCAGAUGCCCGUUUUUCUGAAUCGCUCCCUCUGAACUCCGCGGCACUGUCAGUUCCGUUCAACACGUCUGCGUCAAAUCUGGCUAUUCUCCAAGAGAGUCGCGCAAUAUCGUCGCUGUCUGGCCACUGUAACACUGGGCCGUCUAGUUCAUACCAGAUGUUGUCGUCUGAUCUGUUCAGCAGCAUGAACCACCAGUCAACUUUCUCCUCCUCGUUCACUAUACCAUCGUCACCGCAACUUUCGGCCGGCCUAAUGACCGGAUAUCCGCACCUUCAUUCCGCACCGAUUCAGAAUUUGCAAAACACUAUUUAUGCUCCGACGGGAGAGAUGCGUACGUAUGAAAUCCUUGGCCAGAAAUCGGUCGACAUGAUGCUUCAAAGGCCAAUGGAAAUUUCCGCACGUCAAGAGCGACAGUUGAUGUCCCCGCCGAAUUCUCUGAGGAUGCAGAUGGACAAUAAUCAUAUACGAGACAACGAACGAGAAAUGCAGACGAAUCAUUCGCCUCAUCAUUCGGACGCCUCGGUGAUAGUCGGCGGCCACUCACCGCCACGUCUGGGUCGCUCGAACGCAGACAGCAGCGUGUGGCGACCAUAUUGAAAACCGCCAUCUUGGAAUUCAAAAGUGAAUGGCGGCCAUUUUGAAAUCCGCCAUCAUGGAAUUCCGUUCGAGGCGGUGGACUUAAUCCGAUGAAGUCGAAAUUUCAGCAUUUUGUUUACAUUGCCUUAAUGUGUGAUCGAACAUGUACCAAAGAAUUGUAUUGUGUCUUGUUACACUUUAAAAAUGCAUAGGUUUUUAUUUUAUUACGCGAUGUGGUUGAAGGAGUUAUUGUUGGUACACAUAAUAUUACUUCUAUAGUAUUGAUACUUCUUGUUGAUUGCUAUAGAACCAUUUUGUUGUAAAUACUUUGAAGAUGUUAAAGCAUUAUAUAUUUAAGACUUCGGUUCGCAUUUAUUCUCAAUAUUAUAAUGAAAAGCAUGCGGAGUGCUUUUGAAAGUCACUGAUCUGUGGUGCUAAAGUUGUACGAGGAACGCUUGAUACUACAUUUGGGAAAUACAAAUGGACAUUCUCACAUUUUAUCACGCAUUUUCCACGACUUGUUUCAUAUUGCCUUUUUAGUUAUUGAAGGCUGAUUCCCAUGUUACUCGUGUAUUGACUUUCAUUUUUUGUUACACACUGUCUGCGAUGUUUUUAUCAUACCACAUUUUACUGGGAAAAUAUUGAAAAUUCAACGCAUGAGAUGAAUCAAAAUUUAGAUAUGCCUGUGUGUGAUGUCCUUAAUCUUAUUGUUAUGUAUUACCUUUUAUUUUAUUUUAACUGGCGACAUAAAACAGUUGUUGUAUAUAUUUGUCUCAUUAACCUACAUAAUAGGAAUAGCAUUUUCUGAAUUUUCGGACACGUCAUUGAAAAUUGGAGAUUUCUUGUGUACGAAACUGAUUGCCGAUUUCGGUUGCGUUUACAUAUUUAUUUCUGAAAAGUUUUUUAUUGCUUAUGAUUAAGUUUUGCUUCUAAUGGUUGUAAAAAAUAAAUACGCGUACUUGAAUAUGAAAUCGUCAUUUAUAAUGUACAAAUUUAUUAAAACGUUUUUAUCAUUUUUAGCAAUAGUGCUUUUUUUCGGACUAUUUCAUAGUGUUAUUUGGAGAUUGUGUAUUAAUAUUUUAAUGAGCCCCAUUGUCCAUAAAUACAAAAUAUUAUGCUAUAAAUAAGGAUGUCUUUAAGUGCAAUAUAAAUGUUAUUUUUUUAAAUAAUCAUAGCGUAUACAAGUCAUAUAUAGUGAAUACAAUUUCUGUGUUUGCCGCACUACUGAUGCAUACACCUUUUUUCUAAUGGUGCGUCAAUUCUUUUGUUUUCAAUUUUGUUCGCAAUUAUUAAGAUUUUGGGAGAUGAAUAAUUGACAAGAAAUAUUUGUAAAGCAUCAUUCGGUAAUUUGAAACCAAUCCCAAUCCCAUAUUUUGGAAGAAUCCUUCAGUUCAUGCUCCUAGUCCCAAUUACUAAGACUUGUAAAUGCGUGUAUACAUGUAUAUUUCGAACUUGUGUUUUAGUAUUGUUAGAUCUCAUUCAUAUUAAGGAAACCAUUAUCUGACAUGCUCGCUUACCGUAGUUUUAUCAUAUCUCCAUAAUUGACACGUAUUAAAUGAAUUUGAGCCAUGCUUUGUGAAAAAAGAAGUUUAAUGCAUGUGCGUAAAGUGCCGUCCCAGAUUAGCCUGUGCAAUUCGCACAGGCUAAUCAACCACGACACUUUCCGCCUUAACUGGAUUUUCGCUAAGAAGAGAAUUCUUUAAAUGAAAAAUAUCAUAAAAGCUGAAAAAUAUCAUAAAAGCGGAAAGUGUCGUCCCUGAUAAGCGGACUUCACAGGCUAAUCUGGGACGACACUUUGCUCACAUGCAUUAAACCCCCUUUUCACAGAGCACGGCUAAUUUAUAUAUUGUUUUGAGGUUCUUGUUUUGAAUUAAAUUUUUAAUAUUUUGCAUGUUGUAUUGUUUGCCAUAUUUUGUUGGCGUUAUGUGGACCUAUCUUGAUAUUUUAGUAUCGGUAUUUGCAUAUGUGAGCAAUGUAAUGCAUUCUCAAUGAACAAAAAUAAAUUAUAUGUAAUA